Molecule: messenger RNA, 1020 nt
Organism: Microplitis mediator
Lineage: Eukaryota; Metazoa; Arthropoda; Insecta; Hymenoptera; Braconidae
Product: speckle-type POZ protein B-like
Exons: 2
Coding region: 1-1020 (339 amino acids)
Biological process (GO): regulation of proteolysis; proteasome-mediated ubiquitin-dependent protein catabolic process
Cellular component (GO): cytoplasm
Molecular function (GO): ubiquitin protein ligase binding
Source: RefSeq, a predicted model, not a curated record
AUGGAAAUUUUAGGUUAUUCUCAUUGCGAAAAGCAUCAAGUAAUGUAUAAAUGGAAAGUUAAUGAAAUAACAUCAUUAAUCGAAUGUUCUAAAAAAAAUCACGAACUUGUAAAACUUAAGUCAUUUCAAUUUAGAGUAAAUGCCAAGACUGAAAAUUUAUGGUAUUUACUCCUACGAAUUAUGAAUGACGGAAAAUCAGGACAGAAGGAAUGGAUAUCAUUAUACUUGGGUGGAAAUAUUGUGGAGAGUAAAAUAAGAAUAAAAUAUUCACUGUUUAUUUUAGACAACAAAGAUGAAAGGCAAUUUAUUCAUACUUAUUAUAGCACUCGCAGUAAAUCUAGUGAUCGAGGAUGUUCACAGUUUCUUGAAAUAAAACAGCUGCUAGAAAACGAAAAUGAUUUUUUAACAAAUGAUACAUUAACUAUAUGUGUUGAACUAACUGUUUAUGACGAUUAUAAAUCAUUUCCUGCUGAAUUUCAGUUGCAAUCACCAAAGCGUCAGAGAACUGAUGAUCUUAGGGAACUAUAUGAUAGCAAAACAAACAGUGAUGUAAUUUUAGCUGUCGGUGAUAAAAUAUUUAAAGCUCACAAGCUCAUACUGUCAGCUCGCAGUCCUGUAUUUUUCGCAAUGUUCACUCAUGAAAUGAAAGAAAAGAAGGAAAAUACUGUAACUAUUUCUGACAUAGAUCCGGAAAUAUUUGAAAAAAUUUUAAAAUUUAUAUAUACUGAUAAUAUUGAUGAUUUAGAUGCAGAUGCUGAGUGUUUAUUGGAAUUAGCUGAUAAAUAUCAAUUGCUGGAACUAAAAAGAUUAUGCGAAGAAUCGUUAUCUAAGUCAGUCAGUAUUGAUAAUGCAAUUCAAUUGAUGAUUUUGGCAGAUUUGCAUAAUGCUGAUAAAUUACUGGAGUUUAUAUUUGAAUUUAUAAUAAGAAAUUUCAAAGAUGUUGUUAAAACCCCAGAGUAUGAAUUACAUUUACACUUAGACAUUUUAUUACCAUUGAAAGAUGGCGCUAAUAUUGAUUAG